AUGAAGGGUACAUCUAUUUUUCAGUUCAAGUCAUGGCCCAAAAUCCAUCAACCCUUGCCUCGUACUCCACGAGAGUCUCAGCAACUGUUAAAUGCCCUCACAUCUUCCUUUCGUCGUCAACUAGAUGGGGCUUAUCCCGCAUCAGGCAACAACCAUGGCCGACCUCUCCCCAACCCCGAAUCAUCAGCGCAUGCAACCGAUCAGCAUUUGCAGAACAUUCUCGAUAACCCUCUUUUCCGUAUAAUUCCGACCAGACCCAUCACACAAGAACCCGCCACAUUGCAAAGCAUCGAAGGCCAGCGACGACUAGCCGAAGAACCCAUGGCGGUGUUUGAUCAAAUGGCUGCAGCUGGCUCAGUCACUACCCUCGCGAUCAAUGAUUGUCUAAAGUCUCAACUUCUCCUUUCUAGAUCCCCGGCCGAUAUGAAUACAUCUCGGGUGGCAUCGAGGAUUGUUGAUUGGUAUUGGGCAUCAGAUGGCACAUCAAGGCAAAUGCUUCUGCGUUUGCGCUCAGUGACUACAUCAUUGACCAAGUUCAUGGUGGCAGAGGGAUUGCACAGUACUGUCAUGCAGUGGUUGCAAAUGCUCAUGAGUCAUGACCUAGGUAGUCAGAAUGGCCGGAUGACUGAAGGUCUUGCGCGGCAGACCUUCAAUCAUCUCCUUGUUGAUUUUAUAGAUGCAGAAGUCUCCUUUGGAAAUGGCUUCAGCUCGGCGAUGGCACAUUAUCUGAGUGUAUGCCAGAUGCAUUUCCAAAGUGCUUCUUCCCAUAAGUCAAGGAAACCGAUGCUCCUGGCUGCAGGUGCUCACCUGAGCCGUAUGGCCAUGGAGCACAAACCAUCGAGUGAGCAGGUAUCAACGGUAGUAUAUGACCAGUUCAGGGAUACGGUUUCCGUGCUGUCUCCUCGGUCCCUGCUGGUAGCAUCUGUGGCUGUCUGUCACCCAACAGAUCCUGAUCCACGCCCAUUCCUCCAAUUCGUGGCAAGCCUCUCACCAAGCAAAUUCCAGGCUUGGAAUGAAAUUAGGCGCGAUGCUUUCUUCGAGAUUGGUUCGGAGGCUCUUCGCGUCCUCGUUGACCAGAAGAGGUUCCGUGAUAUCUCCCGGCUGGAGGAACAUAUCUCAGAAUUGCUACCCGAACAGCCAGCUCCAGUCGAUGAGAAGACACAUACAAUGUCUGAAGAGGAACAUCUUGGCCGUUUGAACUGGAGUUUUUCAUGA
This is a messenger RNA of Penicillium expansum, 1215 nucleotides long. RefSeq lists its product as uncharacterized. The record is from RefSeq and is a predicted model, not a curated record. Lineage: Eukaryota; Fungi; Ascomycota; Eurotiomycetes; Eurotiales; Aspergillaceae. The transcript has a single exon. Bases 1 to 1215 code for a protein of 404 amino acids.